This is a messenger RNA of Brassica napus (rape), 1922 nucleotides long. Its product is annotated as GDSL esterase/lipase At4g16230. The coding region runs from base 242 to 1348 and encodes 368 amino acids. The record is from RefSeq and is a predicted model, not a curated record. Gene Ontology annotation, molecular function: hydrolase activity, acting on ester bonds. Lineage: Eukaryota; Viridiplantae; Streptophyta; Magnoliopsida; Brassicales; Brassicaceae. The transcript is spliced from 5 exons.
AACAGUGUUAUUUGGUUCUGUGCCAUCCUCAAUAAAUUGACCCAAAAGAAAAAAACCUUAUAUAAACCUUGCUUCUUUAACUUCCAUCUAUCUUUCUAUUUCAUACUCACCUCCCUUAUUCAAACUUUUUUCAUAGAAAUAAUAAUAGUAUUCCGUCUUUGGUUCUUCACACAAAGGGUCCCUUUUUUCUAGCUGUUAUUUUCACGGGGAAAGUCAAUUUAAAACCGAAAACAGAUCAGCAAUGCCGUUGCUUGUUUAUCUUUCGCAAGUUAUAGCAUUGUCGAUCUUGUUCAUCCCUGAGGUGUGUCUCGCCGGUAAAAACAUUCCGGCAAGUUUUGUGUUCGGAGAUUCAUUAGUGGAUGCCGGAAACAACAACUAUCUAACCACAUUAUCAAAGGCUAACUAUGAUCCUAAUGGGAUUGAUUUUGGAUCGGCUACAGGAAGAUUCACCAACGGAAGAACCAUCGUCGAUAUCGUAAUUCAGGCAUUAGGUUCCGAUGAACUAACUCCACCGAACUUAGCACCCACGACAAGAGGAUCCCUCGUUCUCAAAGGCGUAAAUUAUGCUUCCGGCGGAAGUGGAAUUCUUAACUCCACCGGAAAAUUAUUUGGAGACCGGAUAAAUGUGGAUGCACAACUAGACAACUUUGCAACCACGAGACAAGACAUCAUUUCUUGGAUCGGUGAAUCCGCGGCAGCUAAAUUAUUCCGGUCAGCAAUUUUCUCGGUUACAACCGGUUCUAACGAUCUAAUCAACAAUUAUUUCACUCCGGUCGUAUCAACUCUUGAACGGAAAGUCGUGCCUCCAGAAGACUUUGUUGAUACAAUGAUCUCAAGAUUCAGAUUACAACUCACCAGAUUGUACCAAUUGGGCGCAAGGAAAAUCGUGGUGAUUAAUGUAGGUCCGGUUGGUUGUAUACCGUUUUCGAGAGAGUCUGAUCCAACGGCAGGAAAUGAAUGCUCGGUGGAACCGAAUGAAGUGGCACAAAUGUAUAAUCUCCAGCUUAAGACAGUCGUGGAUGAUUUAAACGCUAAUCUACAAGGUUCAAGAUUUGUCUACGCAGAUGUUUUUCGCAUUGUUUAUGAUAUCAUCCAAAACUAUGGAUCUUACGGUUUUGAGAGUGAGAAGGUUCCGUGUUGUUCGUUAGCUGGGAAGGUAGGUGGGCUGAUUCCAUGUGGACCAUCUUCCAAAGUAUGUGUGGAUCGUUCCAAAUACGUAUUUUGGGAUCCUUACCAUCCUACAGAAGCUGCUAACAUCAUCAUUGCCCGGCGUCUCCUCUCCGGCGAUACCUCUGAUAUUUUCCCGAUUAAUAUCCGGCAACUCGCUAACCUUAAGCUAAACACAUAAAUCUUGAAGAUAAAAGCCCAUGUAGAUGGGGUUGGCCCGGGUAGCUAUUGGGGUUUGCAUUUUGAUCUAGUUAAUUCUUUGUUUGUUUUAAUAUUUUGUCUAAUCUCUCAAAGAAAUUAGAAACGAUUAAUGUAGUUGGCUUUCCAUUGUUUCAAUAAAUCUUCUCAGCAUCUAAGAGCAUCUUUAACGGUUAUAUACCGUAAUAGGUUUUUAAGAAUAAAAUUAUUACUAUUUUAUUUGCAUGUCCAUGUUCAAUUUUUCUUUCUGAAAAUUAACACUUUAAUUUGCUGAUAGCUGUAGAAUCCCUUCUUCAUAAUAUCUAGGUUGCAACUGGAUGUGUGUUUUUUGGAAUAGAAAUCUUUGGAAUGGCUAAUUCCUAUAGAUUCCAAAUUUUUUUUACCAUUUACAUGGAAUAGAAAAUAGAUCACAUUCUAAAGAAGCAUAAAAAAAGAUUUAUCUUUACUCUCUCUCCUAUCUUCUGAUUAAUUUUAUUUUUCAAAAGAUGAAAAUUUAGGGAAGAACCCUACGUUAAAAAUGUUCUAAAACAUGUCUAAUGGAGAAAUCUCUUAAAAUA